AUGGGCUCCAGGCUGAGCAGACAGAGCAGCCUGGAUCAGGAGAAUUUCUCCAAAAAGCGGCGCAGGCUGCAGGACGGCGCCGGGGAGGGCGGCCGGUCCGGGGGGGACUUUCUGUUUGCUCUGAUGCUGAAAUCAGACAAGCUGCCCGGGAUGCUGCGGAGGGCCAACCACAGCCCCUACAUGAGGAGGGUGGCCUGGAUCAAGGAGAUCCAGAAACUGCUCCGGGAGCGCAGGAUCGAGCAGGCGACCGACGUGCUGAGAUUACUGAGGAAGGACCUUGGUUUGGAGGGCACCUCCAUGAACGACAUCUUGUACAAAAAUGCUGCCUUCCUCAACCUGGUGGACCCCAUCUCCCACGAACUGCUGCUCAGCCUGGCGCGAGAGAUGCAGUGUCCUAAGAAGGAUGCAGACACCAUCAAGUCUUCUGAUAAGAUCUGCAGACAGCUGAUCUACCACCUGACCCCACACUCAAAGUGGCUGAGGCAGAGCAUGUCCAGGCGGAAAUCCCAGGCCUGUCUGAAGACGACUCUACAGAAGAAGCUGUCUAGUGAGAGCGUGGACCUUUCUGGGAUCCCCCUGUCCAGCCGCGAUGUCCGUCAAGUGGCCUUCUACCUCCAGAACAACGGAGACAGCCUGGUGGCCGUGGACAUCAGCUUCACCGAGCUGACCGAUGACAACCUGCGGCUGCUGCUGCCUCUCCUCGCCUCGCUGCCCAAACUCAGCACCCUGGCUCUCAACGGCAACCGCCUCACCUUGGCCAUCAUCAAAGACCUCUCUGAAAUGCUCAAGGACCCUAAGAUGUUCUCCAGCCUGGCGUGGAUCGACCUGGGGAACAACGUGGACAUUUUCACCAUGCCUCAGCCGCUGCUGGUGGCGCUGCGCCGCCGCUGCAGCCUGAAAAGCAGCCUGCCGACCAUCUACGAGUACACAGAGGGCCAGCCUUACUCCUACCACCUGGAGACCUCCAUCGAGGAGCCCAGCCAUUACGAGGAGGAGGAGGAGGAGAUCGAUGAGGACGAGGAAGAUAUGGGGGACAGGUUUGAGCUGGAGCCGUGGGGUUUGGGGGACAAACAGCUCUCUAAACCGUACCCCCUCCACUGCUGCGAGAGGUGAUGGAGCGUUUCCUGUCCUACCAGAUUCCAGCUGUGGUUGAAGCGACGUCCCGCAGCUCUCUGUUACCUCCUUCACCCUCUUGCCCUCACACCACGAGACCAGUCACCCUUUAAAGGCAACGAGGGGGAGCAGCGCCCACAUUGUGAACUAAUCGCCCAAACACAGCUGCUAAGCUAACCUUUACCAUCUCUGAGUUGGACCCACACCGGACGGCGGCCUGACGGCAGACUUACUGUGUUGCUGGAUGGUGCUCUGGGGGAAAAGAUGCGGUUUCAUUGGAGGUUGUCUGGAAGAGUCAAAGAACCAGUUUUCUCUUUUUCUCUCUCUGUCUCUUUCUGUCCCUUUAUCCGCGUCUAGCGCUUCAUGUCUCGAUCCACAGGAGACGUCAGUCAGUUGGUCGGACGAAGGAGCGGCAUCCCUGGGGGAUUCUGGGGCCACCUGGAGUGAAUUUUGGAAACCUGUGGGUCCUCGUGGCGUCUCUGCCAGGACUGAGACUCUGCCUGUCAGGCAGGGCCUAACUCCACAUUCUGUGUUCUCUGUUAAUCUCCCAACAAAAGUUCAACAGACUCUACAGCCAGCGACCGUCACGUGGCGCUGGCAAAACUGCUUGGUCGACUUUUUGCGUCCCCCCUCCCCUCUUUCCUAGUGUCCACUGGUGAAUGUCCAUUUGCAGAUGGAAAUGAGGACACAAACAACACAGAUGUUUUGUUUCCUGACGUUUUUUUGUUGUUGUUGUCCCCUUAGAGGACAAAGCGUCUCAGAAGACAACAGGUAGGAGAGAGGGGUGUUUUUCUAACCACAUAAAAGCUGACAUCACUGCUCUUUAGGGUCAUAGCCACAGUAUUUCAACACGGGUCAGAGAAAGGGGCCAAAAUGACCUCCUACUGCCGUCUGCCUCCACAGGUUUUGACCUCUUAGUGUUGCCGUAGAUCUGUGUUAUUAGGCACUUUCUUGACUGUUAUCUACUCUAGUCUCUCCGCAGUAGCAUAAAACCAUCUCAAAGGCCGACCAGAACACUGCGAAGCACUUUAAGGCCCUGAUGUUUAGAUGUUACUCUUUCUCCAAAGGCUCCAUAUAGUCUGUGCACAUUGGUUCCUCCCUGCAGGAGCUUCAUUCAGAUGAUUGUUAGAGGGAUCAAUAUGAAAAUAAGCUCACCUGAAGUAUAACAAAUGUUCUCUAAGUGUUCUUUGUGUAUUUGUGUCGGUAAACGGUCUAAAUGUUGUUUUGUCUCUUGUCUGUUUCUGUAUUUAAUUGUAUUUAAUGAGGAAAAACUAUAAAAACUGAGCCUGAUCAGGUCCUGAUGAUCGGAUCCAACAGAUGACGGAAUGUUUUAUGGUUUUACGCAAUAAUCCAGCAGGUCGCUCUGUAAAUGUCAUCCAAAGCAGAGGAUAUUUAAGUUGAAUGUUUGAAAUUGUCGUUUUUUGCCUUUUAUCAUGUUUUUACAACCCAGGGCAGGACUGGCCAUUACCCAACACCCGGGGGGCCAACGCCCAUUUGUGGGUGGGCCCAGGGCCUUCAUAAUGUAAUCUAAAAUGUAUUUAAAGUUAACUAUUAUAUAAAAUAAUUUAUCAAUUAACCAAAUUAUAAUCUAAUCAAAAUGUUUUGAAAUGAAUUAUAUACCUUAGAAAUAUUCAGAAAUAUUCUGCAUGAAUAAGUCAUUUUUUACAUUUUCCAUUUUGGUCUUUUACAAUGCCGAAAUUUAAACAAAAAUUUAGUAUUUGUUUGAUUGAAUAUUUCCUUUUAAAUAAUUCAGAGGAAAUGA
This is a messenger RNA of Cyprinodon variegatus (sheepshead minnow), 2875 nucleotides long. RefSeq names its product leucine-rich repeat-containing protein 75B-like. Bases 1 to 1113 code for a protein of 370 amino acids. NCBI's taxonomy places the organism in Eukaryota, Metazoa, Chordata, Actinopteri, Cyprinodontiformes, Cyprinodontidae. The transcript has 4 exons. The record is from RefSeq and is a predicted model, not a curated record.